UUGUGGGGGGGCAAGUGCACCAGGCCCGCUGCGCACCCAGCUCUGCUCCCCGCCGAGCUGGCCGCCCGCCCCGGCCUCCGCCUGGGGAUGAAGUGGGAGGCGCUAGAAGCCACUUAGCUCCAGCCUGGCGCCCGCCCGAUGCGGCGCUCGCUCGCUGCCCCCGCCACCCAAGCGCCCGCGAGGCACAAUGCAGCACUGAGGCAGCGGCGGCUGCGGCAGCGGCGCGGGCCGGGAAGGGGCGGCGGGGAACCGGAGCCCGCGGCCGGGGCACAAGCAGCUGAGCGCCGCCACCAUGCAGGCAGCGGCCGCCGCGUCCUUCUGGCUGCUCUGCGCCUUGGGGACCUGCCCCCUGGCAAGCUGCGGUCCGGCAGGAGACGCCUCACUGAGGGAGCUGGAGAGGGCGGACGAAAACCGCUUCCUGGAGCGCCAGAGCACCGUGCCACUGCGCCUCAUCUACCGCUUGGGCGGCGAGGACGAAACUUGGCACGACCGGCUCAACACACGGGUGCGGGGCCACCCUGGCGGCCGGCAGCUGACUCAUGUGGACAAGGCAAGCUUCCAGGUGGAUGCCUUUGGAACAUCCUUCAUUCUUGAUGUCCGGCUAAACCAUGAGCUGCUGUCCUCUGGUUAUGUGGAGAGACACAUUGAACGUGGAGGCAAGGCCGUGGAAAGCAAAGGAGGAGAACACUGUUACUACCAGGGCCAGAUCCGAGGAAACCCUGCUUCAUUUGUUGCCUUGUCCACAUGCCAUGGACUCCAUGGGAUGUUCUAUGAUGGGAACCACACGUAUCUCAUUGAACCAGAAGAAAAUGAGACCUCCCAAGAGGAGUCUCAUUUUCACUCGGUUUACAAGUCCAGACUCUUUGAAUUCCCCUUGGAUGACCUUCCAACUGAAUUUCAACAAGUAAAUAUUACUCCGCCAAAAGUUAUUUUGAAGCCAAGACUAAAGCGGAGUAAACGACAGCUUCUUCGAUUUCCCCGUAAUGUAGAGGAGGAGACCAAAUACAUCGAGCUGAUGAUCGUGAAUGAUCAUCUCAUGUUUAAAAAGCAUCGGCUCUCCGUUGUACAUACAAAUACCUAUGCGAAGUCUGUGGUGAACAUGGCGGAUAUGAUCUAUAAAGACCAACUUAAGACUAGGAUAGUACUGGUUGCCAUGGAAACUUGGGCUGCUGACAACAAGUUUGCCAUAUCUGAGAACCCACUGAUCACCCUGCGUGAGUUUAUGAAAUACAGGAGGGAUUUUAUCAAAGAGAAGAGUGACGCAGUUCAUCUUUUCUCGGGAAGUCAAUUUGAGAGUAGCCGGAGCGGCGCAGCUUAUAUUGGUGGGAUUUGCUCGCUGCUGAGAGGAGGAGGCGUGAAUGAAUUUGGAAAAACCGAUUUGAUGGCAGUUACACUUGCUCAGUCGUUAGCCCACAAUAUUGGUAUAAUCUCAGACAAGAGAAAAUUAGCAAGUGGAGAGUGUAAAUGUGAGGACACGUGGUCUGGCUGUGUCAUGGGAGACACCGGCUAUUAUCUCCCUAAAAAGUUCACUCAAUGCAAUAUUGAGGAAUAUCAUGACUUCUUGAAUAGUGGUGGUGGUGCCUGCCUGUUCAACAAACCUUCUAAGCUUCUUGAUCCUCCUGAGUGUGGAAAUGGCUUCAUUGAAACUGGAGAGGAGUGUGAUUGUGGCACCACUGCGGAAUGUGCCCUUGAAGGAGCAGAGUGUUGUAAGAAAUGCACCUUGACUCAGGACUCUCAAUGCAGUGAUGGCCUUUGUUGCAAAAAGUGCAAGUUUCAGCCUCUGGGGACUGUGUGCCGAGAAGCAGUCAAUGAUUGUGAUAUCCGUGAAAUAUGUUCAGGAAAUUCAAGCCAGUGUGCCCCCAAUGUACAUAAAAUGGACGGAUAUCCUUGUGAUGGUACUCAGGGAAUUUGCUUUGGAGGAAGGUGUAAAACCAGAGAUAGACAAUGCAAAUACAUCUGGGGGCAAAAGGUCACGGCAUCUGACAAGUACUGCUAUGAGAAGCUGAACAUCGAGGGCACUGAGAAGGGUAACUGUGGAAAAGACAAAGACACCUGGAUACAGUGCAACAAACGGGAUGUGCUUUGUGGUUACCUUUUAUGCACCAAUAUUGGCAAUAUCCCAAGGCUUGGAGAACUCGAUGGUGAAAUCACAUCUACAUUAGUUGUGCAGCAAGGAAGAACAUUAAACUGCAGCGGUGGGCAUGUUAAGCUUGAAGAAGAUGUUGAUCUUGGCUACGUGGAAGAUGGGACGCCCUGUGGUCCUCAGAUGAUGUGUUUGGAACAUAGGUGUCUUUCUGUAGCUUCCUUCAACUUCAGCACUUGCGUGAGCAGUAAAGCAGGCACUGUUUGUUCAGGAAAUGGAGUUUGCAGUAAUGAGCUCAAAUGUGUGUGCAACAGGCACUGGACGGGUGCCGACUGCAGCACCCAUUUUCCGCACAAUGAUGAUGCAAAGACUGGCAUCACCCUGUCUGGCAAUGGUGUUGCUGGCACCAAUAUCAUAAUAGGAAUAAUUGCUGGCACCAUUUUAGUGCUGGCCCUCAUAAUAGGAAUAACUGCCUGGGGUUAUAAAAAUUAUCGCGAACAGAGACAGUUACCGCAGGGAGAUUAUGUAAAAAAGCCUGGAGAUGGUGACUCUUUUUAUAGCGACAUUCCUCCUGGAGUCAGCACAAACUCAGCAUCUAGUUCUAAGAAGAGGUCUGCUUUUCUGUCGCAUUUUCAGAUUUCCACCUGUUCCAUCACACAUUAUUCCAUUAGUCAGAACAUUUCAUUAUUUUGCAGCAGGUCAAAUGGACUCUCUCAUUCCUGGAGUGAAAGGAUUCCAGACACAAAACAUAUUUCAGACAUCUGUGAAAAUGGGAGACCUAGAAGUAACUCCUGGCAAGGUAACCUGGGAGGCAACAAAAAGAAAAUCAGAGGCAAAAGAUUUAGACCUCGAUCUAAUUCAACUGAGAGGGAGCCCCAAGCUCCCGAGCCUGGGUACUCCCUCGCCCAGACAAUCCCAUCCCAAGCCAUAAGCCCAGGGGGCUCUGACAGCCCCCAGACAGGGAGUCUGGAUCACAGGUAUUUAAACCCAUGGUUCAAAAGAGCCUGUAAUGUAGCUAAAUGGGUAGAAGAUGUGAAUAAAAACACUGAAGGACCGUACCUUAGCUCCCAAGAUGGCCAGCAUCAAGAAGACAGGACCCUGUCUCCUGCCAAGUCUCCUUCUUCAUCAACUGGCUCUAUUGCCUCCAGCAGAAAAUACCCGUAUCCGAUGCCUCCACUUCCUGACGAGGAGAAGACAGUGAACCGGCAGAGUGCCAGGCUAUGGGAGACGUCCAUUUAAGAACAACUGUUUACAUGUGCCACAUCGAAACUGUUUACUUCAACUUUUAUAGAAACCCAGCCACCCAGAAUCACUGCAACUCUCUCUGCUCUUCAGACAAUUUGAAGGCCCUCUGAGACACCAGAGGCAAGGAAGCCACGGGUCAUACCUGGAUGCCAUUUUCUUUUUGUCAUUGGCUUAAGGUUUAACCAAACAGUAAAAAGAACUACUGGAAUGUUACACUACAACACGGAACCAUUUAUGGUCUGCUAUUGGUAUGUUCAUGGAUAAUCUGCAUGACAGAUAUAUGUAGAAUAUCAAUAAAAUUAACUCACAUGACCCAAAUGUAGCAGGUUUUCCUGAGGGACAGAAGUGGAUUCAGAACUGGGCAUUCUGAAACACAUCCUCAUUGCAAACAGUAAUGCCAUAUGCAUGAAGCUUCUGUUUAUUGUUUUCCAUAUACAAGGAAACAACAUCCCAUAAUAGAGACUAGCAUGCAGGGCUAAGGCACAUAGGACUUCUCUGCAGGUAGCAGGACGGUAUAGCUGUGAAAGGCCAAUACCCAUAUGCUAACUUUAAACAUGUAUUUUUAUUUUUUUUUACUUUUCAUAUUUAUAUUAGCAUACAAGGACAACUGUACAUAUGUAAACAUUUUUAAAAUUUAAAAGUAACACAUAAGUGUAUUUUGCCAAAUGCCUAAAAACAGUCAGUCACAAUUCUGUCAUUGUCCUUCAUCCUGCGGUCUUCAGAGUGUAAAUGGAUGAUGUUGUAAAUAUAGUGGUCAAUGCUGUAAAAGUAUCUUUCUGUAACUGUGAUUUCCCUUUAAAGUGUGUACAAUCUGGAGGAGGUUUUAUUGAGUAAGAGAUCAAAAUGCUCAUACAAACAUCCGGCCUCUGCAUCUUGCUGAAGGUGGAAUCUAGAUGUGUGCUCGUCAUGCGGCCUCAGGACACACUAGAGCGGACAGGCUCUCUGGGAAUCUGCCAGCCUGUCUGUUCACAUCUAGGACAGACACAUGGUUCUUGUCACAGUAGCCACUCAGUACCAGGGCACAUCAGCUGAUCCUACCUGGAGGCCAGGGAGUGCCCUCCCCUCCAGAAAGUGUCUUGCUGAGAUUGGUCGGAUUCACCAAAGACACAGAUCAAUGAGUGGGUAGCUUCACCUGGCCAAUACCUGAGCCCUUUCUGGCCUGAAAUUUGGGUUCCUCAACAGAAGCCUUUCAGCCAUUCUUAUCUGUGAAAGGAGUGACCUGUUUCACAACUUGAAAGCGUUUAUCAUCACUGGGAUGUAAGUGCCAGCAGGUCAUUCUGGCUGACUUUGAACAAGAUGGCGGGUAGAAGACUCAGCAGAGCAUAAAGGAUGAAGAGAAUCUAAGGCCACACAGAGGCAGUGACUGCAGCGGGAGCCAUUAGCCUGCAGGGGAAGGAGCCGGGGGUUUUGAGCCCUAUACAUUUUGAUCUAUUAAGAAUGAGUAUUCUCUGUGAAAUCUUGUCAUUUGAAAUGAAAAAAUUAAAAGCUGCUCUAAUGCAAUUGUAUCACUCAAAAAGAAAGCCGCUCUAGUGAGAUGUGAAAUUGAGAGGCUCAAUCAUGGUCUGCUGUGGAAUAUACUUCUCCCCCUGCUUCCCACUUUUCCUUGUUUUAUGUGAGAAAUGGAAUCAUCAGACAAGACCUCAAAAAUGCACUCUGCAUUUGAUUUCUUCCACAAGUGUCCAGGGACACCAUUUGUUUCAUCUCUGUGUAGAAUUGUCUUAAGUGCCCAAACUGAAGGGCCAGAUUAGACGGCAAUGGCCAACUCAGUUUAUGUCUUCUGUAAUGGUCCACUCUUCUGAAACACUUUGAAGAUGUUAGAAAACCAAUUUAAUAAGGCAAAAUUAUACAGUGAAAACAGCGUUUAUCGUGACAGGAAAGGAUAGUUUGCUGAUGACUCCAUAAAACAGUCUCAGACAAAGGCAUGGAUGAGUUGAGCAAUGUCUCCACAUAGCUUAAGGCAAUGACGGAAGGACAGACGGGCGACAGAUGGAAUGAAGUGACUUUUGAACAAGAUCACUUUAAAUGUGCACUGAAUGUUUUCUGGUAUUGAGUAUAUAAAAGGCUAAUGUAAUAUAAGGUUUAUUUUGACUACAAGAAAAGAGUUUAUAGCUUUGGAUGAAAGGUGCCUCAUGUAAAUAUGCUUUGUAGUUAUAGAUAGCUAUGUAAGCCCUGAAUUCACAAGUGGCUAGCUAUUGAACUGGUUAGCUGUCUCCCUGCCUGCCUUUCCUCAUCCAUUAUUUUUACCUGAAGUUAUUACUGAAAAUUAAAAUCAUUAUCACGUGCCUUUUCAGAGAGAUGGUGACUCUUGCUUGUAAUCAUCCACAUAUGAAACUGGAUGAAAAUAUUUUGCUUAACUUGCAGUGAUUUUAGAAAUAUAAUAGCUGUAAUGUUCUAGUCUGAGUAUCUUAUCUCCCAUGUUUAAGCAUUCUUGGAAUUGUUUUGGGAAUUAACAGACUUUAGUGUUGAUGGUUGGUUUCAAGACAUAUGUAUCAGCAGACUCACCAAUAUUGGCGUUACAGAACAUUCCAUCUAACUUAGUGUGACUUCAUUCGCUGAGGUAGACAGAGCAGACUCAAGGGAUCGGUUAAAGCACAGUGAUUACUUCUUUUUUUUAAUGCCUAUUUUGAAGAGGAACUUUGAAGCUCCAUAGUGGUUUCAGUCAUGCAAUUAAUAUUCAUACUUCCCAGUCUACUGUGGUAUCAUCACUAUGCAGAGAAGGGCAGUAAUGUGGCCAUGGAUGCCCUUUCUCUUUCUAAUACUCUCGGCAUCAUAGGACUGCAGAUAGCCCAAAUGCCUGAGAUGUUCCAUUCAGCAGGUCAUUUCCAUCCCCAUGUAAAGGAAUGUUUAAGUCUUUCCCCUGUGUGACCAGGGGAGGCCGGCAGUAAGAGAGAAUCCUUAAGGAACAGACCAGCCAGACUAACUCUUCCCAGCCACUCUCCUUAGAUGGGAAACCCUCCUCCAGAGUCAGCAAGAUAGAGAAUGACCCCAGUCACGUGUAGUCUGCAGAGAGGAAGAGAUGGGUGCUGCUUAGACGGAGUGGCUUGGCGAUUCUGCGAGGCUGAAUGUGAACCAAGCCACACCCCCAGCCCCUCACUUAGAUGCUCAAUGAGGAAUAACCCAUCUGUAGGGUUUUUGUUUUGUUUUGUUUUGUUUUUUAACAGAAACGCAGCCUGGGGUUGAGAUGCCUCCGGAGCAGUGUGACCCGAGCGCUUUAUUUCAUUGUACAGUGUCUUUUCCUUGUUUUACACGGCUUUUAAAAUAGUAUUUGCACAGAAGGUCAGUCCAGCAUAGAAUUUAGGUAUGAAAGAUUGAUGGUGUGUCGAAAAGAAGCCACAGAGAUGAUACAAUUAAAUGUUCUCUGCCUUCCCGCAAUGUGGGUGGGAGGCUGCUGUGUGUUCUGGGACAGACCCACAUCUUCUGCUCAUCCACCUGCACAGCUGUAUGACUUCAUCCUGUCUGUUGGCCUACCCUAUGCCUUCUGUAGUGACUUUACCUGUUGCCCUUUGCGAUUUUUUUUUUUAAAUGAUUACCUUUAAGCCAGGGAAAGUAUGUUAUUUCCACUUUCUUCUCUCAGGAUUUCAGAGUUGUUUGUUCAUUUAUCCAUUUCACCCUGUAAUUUUCUAUUGUCCUAUAGUUCUCUCUUAACCUUAAAUUGACCCACUACUUUAGAUCGGCCCUUGUUUUUCCGAUAUAAUGAAUCCCUAUUUGAAGGUAAGGUUAUGUUUACCUUAUGUAAAUGUAAAGGGAAAGAAGGCUGUUUGGCAGUUUGCAGUCUAUAGGAAGAGAUUUGAUGAAGUUUGGAACUGAAGGGAAUAAGGAGAAGACUAGACCCCUGUCUGCCCCGCCAGACGGCAUCACGCUCACCUGCGCCCAGCACCUCCUCCCCUCAAAUGCAGAGUCAAGAUGAAUGUGGCAUUCUUAGCCUACCAGCUUUUCAGCUGCCAUGUCUGUGGAAGAGGGCUUCAUUUGGGGCUUGAGUGCUGGCUUUCCUACUCUGAUUUCAGAUGCAGGGUGUCUUCUCUGGGUACCAGUCGACAGUCGUGAAAACUGGCCGAGGCAGCAGCCCAUCUGUCUGUGCGAGCAGCAUGCUGAUAAAAUGUCCCUGCUGGUCGCUGUUGGCACUUGCUGUCAGCGUAUGCUCUGUGGGGCAGGCACUUUCAGCUCUGAGAGUUUUCCUACCACCCCUGCAGGUGCAAAACAAAAUUGCCCCCAGACUUGGAAAGCAGGAGGUAGUAUUUCCAUUCUCAUUUUGGUCAUAGUUUGGUCAGUCCUCAACAUGGAGCAGCUAAAGUCAGUAAGCAAAAAAUCAAAACUUAAAAGACCAGUGUCCUUCAUAUCCAUGGCCUUAGGAAAUAGUAUCAUUACUAUGGGAUUUGAUGGCUGCUUUUAGAGCCUUCCUGCUCCAAACUAGCACCCCAUUCAGUGUCUGUGCAGAACUUUUCCUCUUGAUUGGAAAUGUCCCCUAGCACGCAGGCUAGUGCCUUCUUCGGCUAAAAACAGAAAUUGGGAGAACCACAGGAAUACGAACUAGGGGAGGUUAUCUUUAAUUUCCUUUUCACAUGCUAGUUUGAUUGUGCACCCUAGAAAGUCACUAAGAAAUAGGUCUCAGGGUAUAAAUCUCAGGAAGGGAAUAAGCAACAGUUUUGAGAGAUCCUGGCUCAUUUAGUCCCAGCGUAGGACCACAGUGUACAUCCAUGUGAAGCAUGCAGAACUCAAGAUGGCCACUGGCCAUGCUGGAGGGAAGUGCUGGGCACCGACGGCAGAGUUAGGUGCUUUGCAGUUUCCUGGAAUAUUAGUUUUCUGUGUCUCUCACUGUCCAGUGCUGCGUCCCUGUUGCGCUGUUCACUGACCUGUGUCCUACUGGGAGGGGCUUCGGAAAUGGUGGGAGUGUUGAUCACGGGCAGCCGUGGAGUCAAACCCAGGCAAAAUGUCUUUAUUCUGUUUCGUUUGACAAAAGGCACACAGUGAGAUGAAGCAACCUGAUGAGAUUCAUAUCCACAAGGCCAUCCGCUCGGUGUUUAUGAACAAAAGUUAGUCUCCCCUAAAUGUAUGACGACGCACGUGUGCAUAUUCUGCAUUCAACCUAGGACAUUUCAGGACACGAUUUGUUCUGGUGGUUGAGUUUUUAAAUAAUACAAAUAGCCCAAAUCUUUAAAUAUAGUGGUGCUACGUUUUAUCAGCUAACACAAUGCAGAAAGUGCUGAACUGAAUUCCGACGCCGAGGAGUAACACAAGGGUUCCUGUUAAAUCACACACUGGUAUCACUGCCUGAUUUGAAAGCCCCCUUCCUUUCUAAUCCAGCACAAUUCCAAACUGUGAUUCUAGCUCCUCUUUUUAAUGAGUACAAAUAACUCAACAUUUUUUUUUUUUUUUAAUGGAAAACUUUUUUUUUAAACACUCAAAGCCAAAGGUUCCUUCAGGAUGCAGAACAUUUUUGUUUUAACUUGGAAGACUUGCCCCUCCAAACUAGCAUUUCCAAAUGACAGUUUCACACCUAACCAGAGCAGUUCAUGUUAGUGGCAUUAGGUCUGCCAGUGCUUCCCACAUUCAUAGCCUCUGAGGGUGACGCCCAUCUACAGGUAACAGAGGCUACCCCAUGGGGACAUGUUAAUAGCAUCAGUGUGGUUCACGUGGAGUAGCCAGGUACUCAUGUGUACAUACUUAGAUUCACAGCAUUCAAACCUCCUCUCUGCCACUCCGCUCGCACUUCAGGGUCUUAUGCUAUUUUAAAGCUCCUGGGUUUGGGCAAGCACCAACAGAAAUGUCAAUGGUGAUUGCCUUCCUGAGUAAGCGUGGUUUGUUUUAUGGCCGUUCAAGUUAUAAAGUUGUUCUCAUAUUGUAGGUAAACAAAAUCUUGCUGUUUUUAAAGGUCACUGUAACUCGAGGUUUAACUUUCUGGCACAAUUUUAUUAGUGUUCACUUCUGAGCUAAUAAGAUAACAGUUUUCUAUGUUACUCUCCUUGUAACAUCAAUAAAGUGACUUUCAAUAAAAGAUUUAUGUUCUUUUGA
Molecule: messenger RNA, 9337 nt
Organism: Peromyscus leucopus (white-footed mouse)
Lineage: Eukaryota; Metazoa; Chordata; Mammalia; Rodentia; Cricetidae
Gene: Adam22
Product: ADAM metallopeptidase domain 22
Exons: 34
Coding region: 293-3322 (1009 amino acids)
Biological process (GO): proteolysis
Cellular component (GO): postsynaptic density membrane
Molecular function (GO): metalloendopeptidase activity
Source: RefSeq, a predicted model, not a curated record